GGGACAUGCAUACAGGCGACUCCACCUCCACUCAUCUGCUGCAUCCCUUCAUUCCUCUGGAUCCCUGAGCAAAAUCAGUCCUUCAUCCUCCCCGGCGCUCAUUACCAUGGACACCACAAGGAACAUCCUCUCCAUCGCUGAGGCGUUCUCCCAUCUGGUCGUCAUAAUGCUGACACUGGGCCAAGGCGUUCAUGCAAUGCCUGUUCCUACCGAUGUCCCCAUGUGCACAGCCUCUGAACCUGCCCAGUACAGACUAACAUUCACCGGCAAAUGGUCCCGGGCGGCUUUCCCUAAGCAGUAUCCUGUCUACCGACCCCCUGCGCAGUGGUCAAACCUUAUUGGCUUGACCCACAGCUCCGACUACCACAUGUGGCAGCGUAAUGACUUUGCCAGCAAUGGAGUGAGGGAGUUUGCAGAGAAAGGCGAGGCCUGGACGCUCAUGAAGGAAGUUGAGGCGGCCGGCGAGCGCAUCCAAAGUGUUUAUGGGAUCCUGUCGGCUCCUGCUGUUGUGGGAGGAACGGGCCAGAUGAGCACUGUGUUUGAGGUCUUCGCCAGGCACUCCUAUCUGUCGUUUGUCGUGCGCAUCGUUCCAAGCCCUGACUGGUUCGUGGGUGUGGACAGUGUUGACCUGUGUGACGGCGACCAGUGGAAAGACAAUGUGUCGCUGCAGCUUUUCCCAUACGAUGCAGGUACCGACAGCGGAUUCACCUUCUCUUCGCCAAACUAUGAAACCAUCCCACAGGACAAAAUCAUACAGAUCACCUCCUCCUUCCCUAGUCACCCUGCCAACUCCUUUUACUACCCCCGCGUGAAGCACCUCCCACCCAUCGCCAAGGUAACGCUGACAAAGAUAAAGAAGACCAAUCAGAUCAUCAGCCUGCCUGAGCUGCCCACCGAGACCAACGAACUGCUGACAGGGAACGAGAUUGAAGAGGCCCUCAUAAAUACCCCUCUGGACUGUGAGGUGUCAGUCUGGUCUCCCUGGGGCUUGUGCAAAGGCAAAUGUGGAGACCCAGGCGUGCAGCACCGCACAAGAUACAUCCUCAUGCACCCUGCCAACAAUGGAACCCCCUGCCCCCUUCUGGAGGGGGAGAGGAAGUGCAUCCAGGACAACUGCUUAUGACUAGGCCAGGAAAGGCGGGAGAAGAAAGAGAGGAAGGAGAGGAGAGAAAAGAAAGAUAGGACAUCCAGGAAAGGGAGGAAGGGACGAAGACGGAGAAACAACAAGAAAAGGUCUUUGGUAUAUUCACGUAAGGCAUAAACAUGAAGAACCAGAGUCCCUUCUUUCCUCCCUGGCUACGGCCUCUUUCUGUGGAAAUGGCUAUUGUACAGAGUGACUGUAAAACUGAGUAGACUGCAAAUAAAGUCUCAAUCCUCAUGUCACAUUGAUGGAUCUGUCAGCACUACAGAGGUGUAGUUUGGCUACUAUUAUAUAGCCAGUAGAUACCAAUUCAGUUUUGGCAGUUUAUCAAAAUUGUCUGAGGAUUGAACAACAUAUUUUUAAAACUUACCCAUGAACUAACAACAUAUUUUCACUCUGUAAUUGGCUUUGGUUUGACAUUUCUGAAGAUCACAGGCAGUUGUUUGCCUCCCAGCAGCUUUGUUCUGACGGAUUUGGAAACAAAUCCAAGCAAACAACACGUAAGAUCUCAAAUCCCCGUAUCCAAGAAAUACUUAAGAGAAAAUCCAAAUAACAUCAGAUCCUACACAGAGAAAACAUGGUGCUUCAAGUCCUACGGUACGGUAGUACCAACAGAAAAGUGAGUGAAAGAAAAGCAUAAUGUUUACAGAGACAUUGUUGUUAUUUUCCUGAACACAAAGGAUAUAUUUAUUGACAGGAUUUUAACCUGUGGUGUACAGUAUAUCAAAUUCGAUGGUAAAAAUGUGUAGUCCUUUAUGUUACUGUUACUGAGAUUAUGGUACUUAGUUCAAAACAGAAAAUGUAAAAAAAAAAAAUUCUGUAUCAAUAAAGUGUAAAUAAGAUAAUGUCUUAACUGUUUCUUGAAUAAAGAGAUUAUCUUUGUGAUGAAA
Molecule: messenger RNA, 2031 nt
Organism: Hippoglossus stenolepis (Pacific halibut)
Lineage: Eukaryota; Metazoa; Chordata; Actinopteri; Pleuronectiformes; Pleuronectidae
Gene: spon2b
Product: spondin 2b, extracellular matrix protein
Exons: 7
Coding region: 107-1123 (338 amino acids)
Biological process (GO): cell adhesion
Cellular component (GO): extracellular matrix
Source: RefSeq, a predicted model, not a curated record